Messenger RNA from Hydatigera taeniaeformis, 984 nucleotides. Lineage: Eukaryota; Metazoa; Platyhelminthes; Cestoda; Cyclophyllidea; Taeniidae. The record is from the annotation of a GenBank genome assembly.
AUGCCCAUGGAUUUGAGUAGAAUAGACAAGGUUGUGUUUGGAGCAUUGGCUUGCACGGCAUCCUCUUCAUUGAGUCCCAAUAUAGUUAGGAGAUUGGCUGGGUAGAUCAAGCACUGAUUUGACUCAUUAAUUGACCUUAAAAGCACCUCCGCAUCAAAUGAUAUCACUUGAUAUUUUAAACAGGAUGCGAUAGAGAAUGCAACUUGGACAUUUUCAGCCAGCUUGUUUGAUGAGCCUAGUGUGCUCUAAAGAAUAAUCAGCAAUCGGUGCCAAUCGCCUUGCCUUUUUAAAAAUGUCGAUUAUACGUUCGCACAUUUCUCUUCAGAUCCACAGUAGCGCUUCACAAGUGUGAUAAUUCGGCUUUCGGGAAGUUGAAUUGCUUCAACAAAAGUCGUGGUGGCCACAAGGUUAGCCGAAAGCAGCCACGUGUAGUUAUCGAGACAGCGAAGAAAGCCACUCAGCGAAUCCAAGUUGCAUUCGAAUCUGCGAAGAAAUGGAAAAUUAUGUCGAUCCAAAAUAAAAUAUCAAUCAUACGUUGAUAAGAGAAAACCCGUAUCAGGAAGUAUUUUUGGAAUUAGGUGCAAGUUAGACGCUGAGAUAACUUGCUCCACAAGUUUCUGGAACAAUUUCCCGUUGAGAGGGUCACGACAAGCCAUCAGUAAGGCUUUUAAGCAGGAAGUGACAGAAGCUGCUUCCCAGGAGGUUGGUUUAAGCGAUUCCACUAUGGGUGUGCUUUUGCCAACCCGUGUCAAACGAGGCUGUUUUUCACGGGUUGUCCAGUCUUCAAAUAUCAAACCAUCUGGCGAUUCUUUUAACAAUUCUAUUAGCAAUCCGACUGCUCGUUUUACAGCGGCUGAGGUGGAGCUUUGAUUCGGUGCUGAUAGAAGGGACCGCUUGAAGGUAUCGAUGAGAAGAUAGACAUACCGAAAGCACAUCUCCGGCCGAGCACUUAGGAGAUUGGCUACAGUAUCGGUGAAAACUUGA